CUGGACCAGUUGUGGCUUGUGACGGCGCUCUCCUGCUCUCCGAGCGACCGGUCAUGGCGGGGAGUGGGAAGAGGAGGCGCGCGACGGUGCUCGACGACGACGAGCGGCGGGGCCGGCGGAGGCUGGAGGAGGCGGCCCUGCUCCUCCACAAGAUCAAAGGGCUGGUGGGCUGGGUGGUCGCGGAGAUCAGCGCCGGCCGAUCCCCUUCCCUGGCGCUCCACCGCUACCAGAACUACUGCGCCUGCGCCUCCGCCGCCGCCGCGGCGUCCCCGUCCACAUGCGCCUGCAGCUACGACGCCCCCGUCGGCACGGACGUCCUCUCCCUCCUCCGCAAGGAAUUCCACGCCUCCCGCCUCAAUGUGCUUCUCAGGGUCCUGCUCGUGGUGCAGCAGCUCCUGCAGGAGAAUAAGCACUGCUCCAAGAGGGACAUCUACUACAUGUACCCCUCCAUGUUCGUAGAACAAGCGAUUGUUGAUCGUGCGAUCAACGAUAUCUGCAUACUCUUCAAGUGCAGCCGGCAUAAUCUCAACGUGGUUCCUGUGGCAAAAGGUUUGGUGAUGGGCUGGAUAAGAUUUGUGGAGGGUGAAAAGAAAGUGUACUGCAUAACAAACGUCAAUACUGCUUUCCCCAUUCCAGUUAGCAUUGAAGCAAUCAAAGAUGUUGUUAGUGUUGCUCACUACAUCCUUGUUGUUGAGAAGGAGGCAGGUGUGAGGAUGAAAGGCCCCCUGUCUGCAUAUGAUUUUUCUAUUCUUUGCAGUCUUCCUACAGUUUUCUUCUGUAUGCCAUUUGCAGUAUUCCAGCGUUUGGCCAAUGACAAGUUCUGCGAAAAGAAUCGCUGCAUUGUUAUUACAGGAAGAGGCUACCCAGAUAUUCCAACAAGAAGAUUCUUGCGCUACCUUGUCGAACAGCUGCACUUGCCUGCUUAUUGCUUAGUGGAUUCAGAUCCGUAUGGUUUUGAUAUUCUGGCCACCUAUAAAUUUGGUUCCAUGCAAUUGGCAUAUGAUGCAAAUAUUCUGCGUGUGCCUGAGAUACGAUGGCUUGGGGUCUUCACAUCUGACUUUGAGGAGUAUUGUCUUCCAGACUGCUGUCAACUUCAAUUGUCAUCUGAAGAUAGGAGGAAGCUUGAAGGAAUUCUCACCAGAUGUUACUUGCACAAGGAAGCCCCAGAAUGGAGGUUGAAGUUGGAAGCCAUGCUGGAAAUGGGUGUCAAGUUUGAGAUUGAAGCAUUGUCAGCAAGUUCCAUUUCGUUUCUGUCGCAGGAGUACAUCCCCCAACAGAUCAGACUAGGGAGGUACAUAUAGGAUUGCAUAGACCUGUAUCUAUGCAGAAUUGUGCUAGGCUAAGUGUCUCCUUUUGUUUUGGUCACACCACUUGUAGUUGCUUGUCUGAUCAAACAAUCACCUUGGUAUUCACAACAAGAAUUUGACUGCAAUUGGUGUAUACCGUCAGUUACUGCAUUGCUACUCAUAA
Triticum aestivum (bread wheat) is the source of this 1470-nucleotide messenger RNA. Its product is annotated as meiotic recombination protein SPO11-1. Gene Ontology annotation, biological process: reciprocal meiotic recombination; meiotic DNA double-strand break formation; DNA topological change. The record is from RefSeq and is a predicted model, not a curated record. Gene Ontology annotation, molecular function: ATP binding; DNA topoisomerase type II (double strand cut, ATP-hydrolyzing) activity; DNA binding. NCBI's taxonomy places the organism in Eukaryota, Viridiplantae, Streptophyta, Magnoliopsida, Poales, Poaceae. Gene Ontology annotation, cellular component: nuclear chromosome. The transcript is spliced from 14 exons. The coding region runs from base 54 to 1301 and encodes 415 amino acids.